AUGUCCACUAGAAAAUCUGAAUCUGGAUAUUCUAAAAGAAAAUGGCAUAAAAAGGUUGAACAGUUAAUUAAAUCUCACGAAGGAGCUAUUGAUAAAUUUUUUUAUGGCAAUAAACAAAAACAUAAUGACGAUAUAGUUCCCGAAGAAGAGUUUGAUAAGAAUGAUAUCGACGAUAAUACAAUUGAAAAACAUCAUUGUUUGGUGAAUGAAGAGAUAUCUAUCGAGGAUGAUGUUAUGAAUGAAAGAAAUAUCAAUGAAAAGAUUAGUGAACCAUUCUCCUUUGAUAUUAGUGAUCCAGCGAAUUUGAAAAAUGUGAAUCUGAAUUUAAGAGAUUUAAUCAUAAUGAAAGGUCCAGUAAGAGAUAAUGAUGUAAUUUUUCCAAAAGAUGUAGCUAAUCGACACUUCUCCUCUGUUCAUUACACUCGACGAUUAUCCAAUGGAGAGAAUCAUGAUAGAAAGUGGUUGAUAUAUUCAAAAAGUCUGGACAAAAUAUUUUCUUUUUCUUGUAAGCUAUUCAAGAAUAAUGGGGUUCAAACUCAAUUGGCACAUGAUGGUGCGAAUGAUUGGAAAAAUAUUGAAAAUAAUUUGGCAUUUCGUGGAGAUAAUGAGAAGAUAUACCAAGAAAAUAAUGGUAUCUUCUUAAGCUUAAUUCAAAUGAUUGCUGAGUUUGAUCCUAAUGAGUUGAUACUUAUGCUAGCGGGUGAGAUCAAGAAAAUGAUCAUUGAGAAACUCAAAGAAUCCAAGUACUUUUCUGUGAUACUUGAUUGCACUUUGGAUUUAAGUCACGAAGAACAAAUGUCUAUAGUAUUGAGAUGUGUUGAUAUUUCAGCAAGUCCAGUGAAGAUAGAAGAAUUCUUUUUAGGAUUUUUAUUGGUGGAUGAUACAUCUGGAAAGGGACUUUUUGAUGAAUUAGUGAAUGCGUUGAAUAAUCUAGAACUUGAUAUUAAUAAUAUAAGGGAUCAAGGAUAUGAUAACGAUAAUGUAAAUGGCCUUAUUCUUAAGCCUUUGUCUCAAACACGUUGGAAAAGUCAUGUUGAAAGUGUUAGAACAAUAAGGUUUCAAGCUCUACAAAUAAGAAAUGCUCUACUUGAAUUGGCAAGAGUUGAUGAUCCUAAGACAAAAAGUGAGGCAGAAGUAAGCAAAUAUUUGCAAAUAGAGGACAUCCAUAUUGACGUUGCUAUAGACCAUUUAAAAGGGCUCAUUUCAUUUUUCAAAAGCUAUAGAGAAACUAGAUUUGAAUCGGCCGUAAUUGAUGCUAAAGAGAUUGCAAAUGAAUUAGACAUUGAACUGAUAUUUCGUGAAAAAAGAGUUAUAUGUAGAAAGAAGCACUCUGAUGAGAUUUCUUGUGAAGAGAUGAUAGAAACAGUUGAAGAAUCUUUCAGGGAUAUUAUUGACUAUCCCAAUCACUAUUGUCUCCGCUGA
This is a messenger RNA of Olea europaea var. sylvestris, 1422 nucleotides long. RefSeq lists its product as uncharacterized. The transcript has 6 exons. Lineage: Eukaryota; Viridiplantae; Streptophyta; Magnoliopsida; Lamiales; Oleaceae. The coding region runs from base 1 to 1422 and encodes 473 amino acids. The record is from RefSeq and is a predicted model, not a curated record.